Sporothrix brasiliensis 5110 is the source of this 1113-nucleotide messenger RNA. Its product is annotated as arv1-like protein. Gene Ontology annotation, biological process: sphingolipid metabolic process; regulation of plasma membrane sterol distribution; intracellular sterol transport. The coding region runs from base 1 to 1113 and encodes 370 amino acids. Lineage: Eukaryota; Fungi; Ascomycota; Sordariomycetes; Ophiostomatales; Ophiostomataceae. The transcript has 2 exons. Gene Ontology annotation, cellular component: cortical endoplasmic reticulum; Golgi apparatus. The record is from RefSeq and is a predicted model, not a curated record.
AUGCCCAUUUGCAUCGAGUGCCAGUACCCCGUCCAGACGCUAUGGACCGAGUACACGGGCGCCGGCGACAAGUCCAGUGGUCACAACAUUCGGCUAACUGUCUGUCGCAACUGCGGUCAGUUCUGCGACAAGUAUGUCGAGCACGACUUUGUCGUCAUCUUCAUCGACCUCGUCCUUAUCAAGCCCCAGGUCUACCGUCACCUGUUGCACAACACCCUCAUGCGCGAAGGCGACCAGUUUGAUCCAUCCAUUGUCCGCCUCGGCGUUCUUCUACUCCUCUUCGACGUCUACCUGACGUGGGUGCGCAUCGAGCGGCAGGCCAACCCCGAAGACGCCAUCAGCUUGUUUGGCUCGGCCAAGGGCGGCGGCGGCGCGUCCAGCCCCCUGUCGUCUCUGGCGCCUCCGCCAGCGUCCAUCGAAGCAGCUGUGCCCCCCCUCCUCGAAGCACCCGCCGGCGGCGCAUUUGCUUCGUCGUUUGCCUCGGCCUCGUCGCUGGCGCUCUCCCUGGCCCCGUCCUCGUUGUCGUCGCUGUCGUCCUCUUCCUCCGCUGCCUCCUCCUUUCUCCAGAAUCCGGCCGACAUUGCUGCCUCCGCCGCCGACAUUGGCCGCCUCGCCCAGCAGCCCAUUGUAUUUCAGUACUUCUUCUACCUCGUCCUCUGCGCCCUCUCGACCCUCGCCUUCCAUUUCUCGAUCCGCUUUCUCACCUCCUCGCCGCUGUCACCACUCGCCCGCAUGCGCAUCCUGCCGACCUUCCACCGCCCAAAUUCGGUGUCGACGGCGCUGCUCGUCAGCUCAUCCACGAAGCUGUUCCCCAUUCUCAUGGUGAUUUGGGAAUACGACGUGCCGGCAGCGGCGCGGUCGCUCGGGUGGGCCGUCGUCGUCAACAAUAUUGAAGCCUUGAAAAUCCUGCUCGACUGUGGAUACGGCACCGCAGCAUUUCUGGCCAUGGCCGGGGCGCUGAGUCGAUGGGCUAUUGGGCGGCUUGUGUUGUGGGUGGUGGGACUCGGUGACGUGGACGGUGCUGGCGCGAGCAGUAUGGCCGAAGACGGCAGGGCGCUCUGGGCCGUUGUUCGUAUGGUCCGCGACUGGGCGGGUAGACUGGCGGUUGGUUAA